Molecule: messenger RNA, 1000 nt
Organism: Cariama cristata (Red-legged seriema)
Lineage: Eukaryota; Metazoa; Chordata; Aves; Cariamiformes; Cariamidae
Gene: NECTIN1
Product: poliovirus receptor-related 1 (herpesvirus entry mediator C)
Exons: 5
Biological process (GO): heterophilic cell-cell adhesion; protein localization to cell junction; homophilic cell-cell adhesion
Cellular component (GO): adherens junction
Source: RefSeq, a predicted model, not a curated record
AUGUCCAAGAACUGUUCUUUUUAUCUCUUUCUGAGAAGUACAUGUAUAUUCAUGUCUUUCCAUUUUAUUGCAGGGCUGCAAGCUCAGAUUGUCUUAGUCAAUGACACAGUCUCGGGGUUUAUCGGGACAGAUGUGGUCCUGCACUGCAGCUUCACCAAUCCACUCCCCAAUGUGAAGAUCACGCAGGUCACGUGGCAGAAAGCCACCAAUGGCUCCAAGCAGAAUGUGGCCAUCUACAACCCUGCCAUGGGAGUCUCCAUCCUCUCUCCCUACAAAGAGCGGGUGACUUUCCGGAAUCCUUCCUUCAAAGAUGGCACCAUUCAGCUCUCUCGGCUAGAGCUGGAGGAUGAAGGAGUUUACAUCUGUGAGUUUGCUACCUUCCCAACUGGCAACCGGGAAAGUCAACUGAACCUCACUGUGCUGGCAAAGCCUACAAAUCGGAUGGAGGGCACCAAGCGGCCACUUAUUGCUAAGUCUGGCAGGACAGAAAAGAUCCUGGUAGCUACCUGCACCUCCUCUAAUGGGAAGCCCCCCAGCACUGUCACUUGGGACACCAAGCUCAAAGGGGAAGCAGAGUUUCAGGAGAUCCGGAAUAGCAAUGGCACCAUCACAGUGAUCAGCCGCCGUUACCGGCUGUUGCCGAGCCGGGAGGCUCACCGGCAGCAGCUCAUGUGUGUGGUCAAUUACCAGCUGGAUCGUUUCACCGACAGCAUGACCCUCAACGUGCAGUAUGAGCCAGAAGUCACUAUUGAGGGCUUCGAUGGCAACUGGUUUCUCAACCGGAAGGAUGUGAAGCUGAUAUGUAAAUCUGAUGCCAACCCCCCAGCUCACACCUAUGAAUGGAAGCUGCCAAACGGGACUCUGCCGGGGAGCGUGGAAAUCCAGAACAACACCAUCUACUUUAAAGGGCCUGUCUCCUACAGCGUGGCUGGCACCUACAUCUGUGAGGCCUCCAAUGCCAUCGGUACACGGUCGGGCUUGGUGGAAGUCAAUGUCACAG